GUCCUUCUAGGCUGCUGGAGCCUAACCCGGCUACUGAUGGGCGAACUAAGGCAGGAUACAUCCGGGACAGGUCGCCAGUCUGUCGCAGAUUUAAUUUGUAUUGAUUUAUUUUAUAUCAUUAAAAGGCAAAUUAAUUUGUUUUUUCAAAGCACUUUUGUUGACUUCAAAUCUUGAUGCUCAUAUAAUUACAAAAGCUGCUGUACAUAGAAGACAAGUAUCUAAUGUCGCCUCAGCAACGGCUUUGGUUGCUGGGCAACAGAAGCCACCUCUACUGACUGCGCAGGCGCAAAGGAUGUCAGCUGGGCCGCGAGCAGGGAUCAACAUGGCGGCUUCCACACGCGCCUUGAACAGAACGAUGGCACCGUCUUUGGUGGUGAUUUUGGGAGCAACUGGUACCGGAAAGUCCAAGCUGGCGAUUGAGAUCGGGAAAAGGCUCCAUGGAGAAAUCCUCAGCGCUGAUUCCAUGCAGGUGUACAAAGGUCUGGACAUCAUCACCAACAAAGUGAGCACAGAGGAGCGUGCCCAGUGCAGGCACCACAUGAUCAGCUUCGUGGACCCGCUGGUGAGCACCUACACCGUGGUGGAGUUCAGGAACAAAGCCCUUUCCCUGAUAGAGGACAUGCACAGCAGAGGCAAACUGCCGAUCAUCGUCGGAGGAACCAACUACUACAUCGAGUCUCUGCUGUGGAGGGUCUUGGUGGAUACAGGAGUGAAGGAGGACUUGACGGAGGAAGUCCCAGACAGGAAAAAGGAGCUGCUGAAAGUGGGAGGAGCUGAGCUGCACAAACGAUUGGCUCAGGUGGACCCCUCGAUGGCUGCCAUGCUGCACCCCAACGACAAGCGCAAGAUAGCCAGGAGUCUUCAAAUCCACAAGACGACGGGCAUCCCUCACAGCCGCUGGCUGGAGCAGCAGAGGGGGCAGGAGGGAGGAGGGGGGCUUGGGGGUCCUCUGAGGUACAGAGAUCCCUGCAUCUUCUGGCUGCAUGCAGAUAUGGAGGCUUUGGACAGACGGCUAGACGAUCGUGUGGAUGAGAUGCUGACAGCAGGACUGAUAGAGGAGCUCAGAGACUUCCAUGUCAGAUACAACCAGCAGAAGAUCCUGGAAGACAGUCAAGACUACCAACACGGGAUUUUCCAGUCGAUUGGUUUUAAGGAGUUCCACGAGUUCCUGACUGCGCCUGAAGGCAGCACCCCCCAGGAGAAAGAGGCUCUGCGAGAGAGAGGUAUCGAAGCUUUGAAAGUUGCAACGAAGCGCUACGCCCGCAAACAGAACAAAUGGGUUCGUAACCGCUUCCUUAAACGUCCAGGAGACGACGUCCCCGCUGUGUACGGCCUGAAUGCGACGGACUCGUCGAGGUGGGAGGAGGCGGUGCUGACCCCUGCACUGCAGAUCCUGGAGAGCCUCAGGAAGGGCGAGGAGCCACCAGUUGCACCAGUCAGAAUGGAGAGAGAAGAAGAGAACAACAAGCGAAGCUUCCACACCUGUGAUGUGUGUGACAAAGUCAUCAUCGGUGACCUUGAGUGGACAGCUCACCUGAAAUCCAGGAAGCAUUACUACCAUGUGAGGAAGAAGAGGAAGUCUGAUCCAGACUGCAGUGUUUCUGCAGAAGAAGCUUCCUGUCAUGACUGCUGCACUGCAGCCGCUCAGGACUCCACACACACCGCCGUUCCCGUCUCACUCUGAAAACUGCUGUCAGCUUCCCAACACCACUGUGGCUCAGGAAGCUUUAGAGACCUGCUGCAUCGGACAGACAGCUCAAGAAAUGUUUGAAGUUCCACCUUCAUUACAGUAUCAUCAUUAUUUAACUUUUCAGUUUCUAUGAAUUUGCUGGUUAAAGAAGUCUGUUGUGGAAUCACUGGAAGUAGACUGUUGUUUCUCUGCUUGCUGUUGACAGACUAAAGUAAACAGAAACGUGGACCAGCCAGUUUCACCUGUGUGGAUGCAGAUCAGUGCUGUUGCUCAAGUCCCACUCCAAUAAAAGUAGUUUUUAAGUA
Molecule: messenger RNA, 1995 nt
Organism: Oryzias melastigma (Indian medaka)
Lineage: Eukaryota; Metazoa; Chordata; Actinopteri; Beloniformes; Adrianichthyidae
Gene: trit1
Product: tRNA isopentenyltransferase 1
Exons: 11
Coding region: 293-1684 (463 amino acids)
Biological process (GO): tRNA modification
Cellular component (GO): mitochondrion
Molecular function (GO): tRNA dimethylallyltransferase activity; ATP binding
Source: RefSeq, a predicted model, not a curated record